This is a messenger RNA of Tetrapisispora phaffii CBS 4417, 3429 nucleotides long. RefSeq lists its product as uncharacterized. Gene Ontology annotation, biological process: phosphatidylinositol dephosphorylation. NCBI's taxonomy places the organism in Eukaryota, Fungi, Ascomycota, Saccharomycetes, Saccharomycetales, Saccharomycetaceae. The record is from RefSeq and is a predicted model, not a curated record. Gene Ontology annotation, molecular function: phosphatidylinositol-4,5-bisphosphate 5-phosphatase activity; phosphatidylinositol-3,5-bisphosphate 5-phosphatase activity. The coding region runs from base 1 to 3429 and encodes 1142 amino acids. The transcript has a single exon. Gene Ontology annotation, cellular component: cytoplasm; membrane.
AUGCAUAUUUUAGUUGCAAAUAAUCCGGAUAGAAGGAUUUCUAUCGUAUCUAAUUCAUUUGCUCUUGUGUUUAGAGCCGUUGGCAAUAAAAAUACCAACCAUCAAUCAUUCAAAGCAGCCGCUUGUGCAGUUGAAUUGAUUCCCAAGGCUGACUUGAAAGGACAAGGAUACAAAAAGUUAUCAUCUUAUGAAAUAUAUGGAUUUGUUGGUUUACUAGAAAUUGGUGACUUAAUAUUUAUUGGUACUAUCACUAGAAAAUCAAGAGUUGCACAACCAGUUCCUCAUGAAACAGUAAAUAAAAUCAGUGGAGUCGAGUUUUUUUGUUUAAAUGAUUCACGUUGGGAUUACUUAGAGAUCAAUUCAUCUGGGUACCCGAUAAUGCCAGAAUCGGAAUCUGCUCCACACCAAGAAUCUGUUCCAAAGCAUCCUUGUCAUGAGAUAAGGAAAUUAUUAUCCAAUGGAUCAUUUUAUUAUAGCACAGACUUUGAUUUAACCUCUACUUUACAAAGAAGAGGUUUUAUAAGCCAUUCAUUAAGUUCUGAUAAUUUUGAAAAGGAAUAUAUGUGGAAUUCAUUUUUAAUGAAAGAAAUUAUUACUUAUAGAGAUAGAUUAGAUGUUAAUGCAAGACAGAUUUUAGAUGACGAAGGAUUCUUAACAACAGUUAUAAGAGGUUUUGCCGAAACAUUUAUUACAUAUGUGAAGAAUCUGAAGAUUGGAUUAACAGUUAUAUCGAAACAGAGUUGGAAACGUGCAGGUACUAGAUUUAAUGCAAGAGGUAUAGAUGAUGAAUCUAAUGUAGCCAAUUUUGUUGAAACUGAAUUGAUUAUGUUCUCAAAUCAAUAUUGUUAUUCAUUUACACAAAUUAGAGGUAGUGUGCCAAUCUUUUGGGAGCAAGAUACAGCUCUAAUAAACCCCAAAGUUUCGAUCACUAGAUCUGUUGAAGCUACGCAACCAGUUUUUGACGAACAUUUCGUGCGACUAACUAAUAAGUAUGGAUCCGUUAAUGUAAUUAAUUUAUUAUCUACUAGAUCAUCAGAAAUUGGUUUAACCAAACGUUAUAGACAACAUUUACAAUUAUCGAAGAAAGUCUCAUUAAAUAGCGACACAUUUUUAACUGAAUUUGAUUUCCAUAAGGAAACCUCUCAAGUCGGUUUUGUAGGAUCAAAAAAAUUGUUACCAUUAGUCACUGAUUUCAUAUUGGAAAAUGGUUAUUUCUCUUACGAUGUUAGGGAAAAAAGAGUUAUCUCUGAACAGCAUGGUGUUUUUAGAACAAAUUGUUUGGAUUGUCUAGAUAGAACUAAUUUAGUGCAACAGAUGCUUUCGUUAACAGUAUUCAAACUAUUCCUAGAAGAUUUUCAAUUGAUUAAUUCAAAAGAUUAUGUAGAAGACACAGAUUUUGCUUCUAAGCAUAAUGCAUUGUGGGCCGAUCAUGGUGACCAAAUUUCUCAAAUAUAUACCGGUACUAAUGCAUUGAAAUCAUCUUUUUCUAGAAAAGGUAAAAUGUCUUUUGCUGGUGCUCUAUCUGAUGCAACAAAAUCAGUUAGUAGGAUGUAUAUUAACAAUUUUAUGGACAAAGAUAAACAACAAAAUAUCGAUGCUUUAUUGGGACGUUUGCCUCAUCAGCAGGCUGUUGAGUUAUAUGAUCCAAUAAACGAGUAUGUUACUCAACAAUUGGAAAAGAAAAAGGAUAACUUCACGUCAUAUUCCUCAGCUGAUAUAUUCAUUGGUACAUAUAAUGUGAAUGGUAUUUCCAGACCAACAGAUUUAUCACAGUGGUUAUUUCCUAUAGGUGAUAAAUUUAAGCCUGAUAUUGUAAUUCUUGGGAUGCAGGAAGUCAUUGAAAUGUCCGCUGGUUCAAUUUUAAACGCGGAUUCCACCAAGGGUAGUUUUUGGGAAUCAAUGGUAAGCCAAUGUCUUAACCAAUUCGAUGAAAAAUAUCUAUUACUUAGAGUUCAGCAAAUGACUUCUCUAUUAAUGUUAUUUUUCGUAAAGAAAUCCAAAGCACACAAAAUCAAGCAAGUUGAAGGUUCUUCAAAAAAGACUGGAUUUGGUGGCAUGACAGGUAAUAAAGGUGCAGUGGCAAUACGUUUUCAAUAUAAUGAAACUUCAUUUUGUGCAGUUAACGCACAUUUUGCAGCGGGCUCGGGAAAUGUAGACGAACGUAGAAAUGAUUAUGAGAGCAUCAUGAAAAGUAUCACUUUUGCAAGGUCGAAAACUGUAAGAAACCAUGAUUCUAUAUUUUGGUUAGGUGAUUUAAAUUAUAGAAUCUCUCUUUCUAAUGAACAAGUUAGAAAAGCAUUAAUGGAUAAAGGAGAAAAUUAUAUUGAAAAACUAUUAACAUAUGAUCAAUUAACUCAAGAAAUUAAUACAGGUGUAGUAUUUCAAAAUUUCAAGGAACCGACGAUUCAAUUUCGUCCAACUUAUAAAUUUGAUAUUGGUACUAAUAGAUAUGAUUCAUCUGAGAAAGCCAGAACACCUUCUUGGACAGAUAGAAUUGUUUACAGGGGGGCUAAUUUGCAACCACUUGCCUAUUCUGAUGUUGAUAUGCGUAUCAGCGAUCAUCACCCAGUGUAUGCCGCAUAUAAGGCAAAAAUAGUCUGUAUUGAUGAGAAUGUUAAGAAUAAGUUAUCUAAAGAUUUAUAUGAAGAAUUUAAAGCUUCUCACCCUAAUGAAGUCGGAUCAAAGGUACUACAGUUGGUAGAUAUUGACACAGAAGCUAAUAAAAUAUUAGAAAAGUAUAAAAUUUCCUCAAAACCUUCAAGUAAUUCUUUACUUGAUUUUGACAUUCAAGCUUCUCCAUCUAGAAAAAGUCCUUCCAAUAUACUAUCAUCCUCUGCAUCAUUAAGUUCUAUACCACUACAGCCAUCAUCGAGAGUGUCAUCGGCUUCGGAGGUAUAUUUACCAAGAAACGUGCAACAACCAUCCUCCAGAGCAUCAUCAACUUCUGAGGAGUCAAUAACAAGAAAUUUACCGCCACCUCUUAAAGCUACUACUUUACAAUCUGCAGUCAAAAAUGACGGUGCGACAAGAUUUGUCCCAGAGCCUCCAAAAUCACAAUCACAACCACCAGCUGCUCCUGUAGCUGCUACUCCAUUACAAGGUUCUACUACCGAACGGAAACCGGCAUUUUCAUCCCCUUCCCCACCUAAGCCAAGAAAAGCAUUACCACCUGGUUUCAGUGACGUUAUUCUAACACCAAAGAACUCUAGUUCUCCGUCGUCACCAGCAUUACCUAUUGCUGAAAAGGUUAAACCAGCGGCCCCACCAAGUUUACACGCAAAAACAAGCAAUGAAUCUACAAAACCAGAUACCAAACGUGAAACAAAAGAUAAUGACACAAUUACAAAGAAUCCCCCUACAGUUCCUGUUAAGAAGGCAGAACUUGAGCAUUUGUCUAUGGAUGCAUGGAGACCCUUGACGCCAAAAUAA